UGAGCGUGGAGACGGACAGUGAGCGCGCUCAUGAUGAGAACAGCCCGUCCAAUUAUCCGUGUGCCCCCUUUGGACACUCCCUUCUCACUUCAGUGCUUACUCAACCACGAAAUCCAGCGCUGGAUUCCAAGAUACUGCUCGCAUGGAGAUUUAAAACUGGACAGAGGCAUGAUCGUCCAGAAGAGAAGACGGAGGGAUGCGAGUGCGUUUGAUGCCAUGAUUAACAUCCAGUUUUUGCUUGUGUGCUCCUGAGAACAACGGAAAGACAAGAAGUCAAGUGGUCUAGCACUCAAGACAGCCGAUGAGGAGCAGCAGGAAGAAGAGAUCUCACAAAGUAUGGCUGCACCUGAUCUUUUAGAUCCUAAAUCAGCCACGCACAACACCAAACCACGGCUGUCGUUCUCCUCCAAGCCCAUUGUGUAUAACUCGGGGGAUGAUUGUGAUACCAUAACCACCGUAAUGAAGUGGAAAACAGUAGUGGCGAUCUUUCUGCUGGUGGUUCUGUACCUGAUCAUCGGAGCCACGGUGUUCAAAGCACUGGAACAGCCCCAGGAGAGCACGCAGAAGUACCUCAUCGUGCAAGAGAAAAUUAACUUCCUUUCCAGGCAUGCCUGUGUCAACGUCUCUGAACUGGAGGACCUGGUCAAGCAAGUGGUGCUUGCUAUCCGGGCUGGGGUCAACCCCUCAGGUCACCCCUCCAAUGAAAGCAGCAUGUGGGACCUCAGCAGCUCCUUUUUCUUUGCAGGGACUGUCAUUACCACUAUAGGUUUUGGAAACGUCUCUCCACACACAAAAGGAGGCAGGAUCUUUUGCAUUAUCUACGCCCUGUUGGGGAUCCCACUUUUUGGGUUCCUAUUGGCUGGAGUGGGCGAUCAGCUGGGAACCAUAUUUGGCAAAGGAAUCGCCAAAGUGGAAAAGAUGUUUGUGAAGUGGAACGUGAGCCAGACUAAAAUCCGUGUGACAUCCACGGUCCUGUUCAUCCUGUUUGGGUGCCUGCUUUUUGUGGCCCUUCCCGCCCUCAUCUUCCAACACAUUGAAGGCUGGAGCGCUCUGGAGUCCAUCUACUUUGUGGUCAUCACUUUAACCACUAUUGGAUUUGGAGACUUUGUGGCAGGUGGCUCUGAAAUUGAAUAUCUGGAUUAUUAUAAACCCAUCGUGUGGUUUUGGAUCCUGGUGGGUCUUGCCUACUUUGCUGCAGUUCUCAGUAUGAUUGGAGACUGGCUUCGGGUCAUCUCCAAGAAGACCAAAGAGGAGGUGGGAGAGUUCCGCGCUCACGCCGCAGAAUGGACGGCUAAUGUGUCAGCGGAAUUCAAAGAGACACGUCGCCGCCUGAGCGUGGAAAUUUAUGACAAAUUUCAGCGGGCAGCCUACAUCAAGCGCAAGCUGUCAUCAGAGCUAGGCCAAAAUCCAGGUCAGGACAUGAUGCCAUGCAAGAGGACCCUGUCUGUAAACUUCACGGAUGAACUUGAAAAAGAAGGUCUCCCAACCUUGACCAAAAAUGGCAGCCUGUACCUGAACGGUCUUACUCCGGACUUCCCCGAUCGUGGGGAGAUCUCCAUCAUUGAACAUCUCAAAUAAAGCUCAAACUUCUCCUGCACAUGCUAAAACUGGAAGAUACAUUUGUGUCUACAACUAUGUUUGUUCACAAUGCUCUGUCAGAAGCGUUCAUAUCUUUCCUGGAUGUACUGGAAUCAGUGAGAGGGCGACUUUAUGCCUUGUGCCAGUCAAAUGAAUCUGUCUGUCUGACAUUUUGUAGGAAUUAAGAUGUUUGAGAAAGUCUGUGUUCUCGAGCAAAACACGACAGCAGCUUUGAUUAUCCAGUGAAUCAUAUUUGUGCCUUAAGAUCACCAGGAAUAGACUUCCCAGAAGCUGCUACACUAAAUGAUACUGAGAAAUGUAUUGUUUUUUUAGAGAAUGAACCCCCGAUUUUGUUCAAACACUGACGAAUUUAAUUGGUUUUUGGAUGCGUAUCCCAAACCCAGCAUGUGUGAGCGUCUGUUCAAAAACCAUUACAGGGUAUCAAGCAAGAAUGGCUGAGUGUUUAUGAUAUUGACAUAAAUUGGUUGGUUGGUUGGUGGUUCACCGUUUUGGUUUAUAUCUUGCAUUAGCACAUGGAUGUUUCUAAAAAAUCCACAUACACAUUCUAUUUAAGAGCAGUUGUGGCCGAAAAUACAUGAAACAGUGUUAAAGCAUCUCAGAUUAUUUCACUGCAUAAUUUUAGAUGUGCAGCGAUAGCAUGAUUCUGUAAGCAAAUGCGAGUUUUCUGAUAGAAAUGGUCAUAUUUAGACCAAUGCACAAUCAUUAAUCUUUCAUUGCCUGCUGAAUAAAGUUAAUGCAAUGUAUAAAUAUAUUUCUAACAUAAAUUAUUACAUUUUAUGGCGGUUAUAUUUGCCUUUAGCAUGCAGAUGGUUUAAAGUGAUAGCUCAACCAAAAAUGACUUUCUGGCAUCAUAAACUCACCAUUAUGCUGUUUUAAACUCAAGCUAAAACUAAAGCAUUUUUAUUAUGUUAACUGAAAUGAAUUGGAAAAAAAAAAUUGACAAGGCAACAUGUCGCUUUAAUUUAGUUUAAUUGUAUGUAUAACUACAACUAAAAUAAAAAUGAAUUAAACAAACACUUUUGAUUAGGGACCACAUUCACUAUUAAAAGGAAAGUUCACCCAAAAAUGAAAAUUCUGUCAUUAAUUACUCACCCUCAUGUCAUUUCAAACCUGUAAGACCUUCGUUCAUCUUUGGAACACAAAUUAGGAUAUUUCUGAUGAAAUCCGAGAGCUUUCUGACCCUGCAUAGACAGCAACACAACUACCACGUUCAAGGCCCAGAAAGGUAGUAAGGACAUUGUUGAAACAGUCCAUGUGACAUCAGUGGUUCAACCGUAAUUUUAUGAAGCUAUGAGAAUACUUUUUGUGAGUAAAGAAAACCAAAAUAACAACUUUAUUCAACAAUUUCUUCUCUUCCAUGUCAGUCGACGUGCAUUCACAAAAGUACCACGACACGAGUGGUGCAUUAUGUUACUUUCAUGAAUGCUGACUGAAGAAUGACACAGAAAAGAACAAAUUGAACAUGUGUUGCUGUCUAUGCAGGGUAAGCUCACUAAUUUUAUCAAAAAUAUCUUAAUUUGUCUUCCGAAGAUGAACAAAGGUCUUACGGGUUUGGAAUGAACUGAGGGUGAGUAAUUAAUGACAGAAUUUUCAUUUUUGGGUGAACUAUCCCUUUAAUAUGCAGCUAACUAAUAGUGAAUAGUGUUUCCUAAUCUAAAAUGGUACCAAAACUACUAAAAAUGUCAAAAACACAAAUUACUAAACGAUGAUUUAGAGCAGCAUUAAGGUGAAUAAGUUAUGACAGAAUUUGACUUUUAAGUGAACUUUUCCUUUAAAUUCACAUAUUUUAAAGCCAAAUGUCACUCAAGGACUGUGAAAGGUGGUGGACAACCUGAUCUCAUGACAAAAAUGUACCUGUGGAAACUUUUUCACAAGACGCGAAAUACGUACCAAUAAGCACACAUCACUGCACUCUCAGAAAUGAACGCUGAGUGCGAGGUUGCCAGGUUUUCACAACAAAACUCGCCCAAUAGCUACACAAAACCAGCCCAACACUGGCAACACUGACUGAGUGUGGCGGUAAUGUGUUCGGGUUUUUUCCCCCGGGAUUAUAUGACGUUGGUUUUGUACGUGUCACCGCAGUUCUGACUUGAAAUGUCCUUUGAGUGGCGCCAUAACUGUAAUUAUACGUGACGUUUUAAAAUAACGUACCAUCUUUACUACACCUAAACCUACCAGUUAGUAUGAACAAAAGCGAUAGUGAAGUAAAAACACAAUCGCAAGCUUUUUAGCUUGUUUUUCCGAUCUCUCUCUUCAGCUCUUUCAUCGUGAGUCAUAUUUUUCACAGGAUUCGUAACCAAGGACUCCAGUCCAAGCUUGUUUCAUCUGGAAAGCGAAACAUAUGGAGCUGUAAUCAUAACUGUGUAUGAAAACGAUUACAAGCACUCGCUGUUUUACCACCUCUAGUGUUCAUUUCUGUUGGAAACUGCAGUGGUAUGUUACUUAUUGGUACGUAUAGCGAAAAAGUUCCCACAGGUACGUUUUCGUCAUGAGACAUGAGAUUUCAGUGAAUCAGUUAAGAUUCAGUUACAACAGUUUUAUGAUUUAGAGCAUCAUUAGGGUGAAUAAA
Labeo rohita (rohu) is the source of this 4168-nucleotide messenger RNA. It is a transcript of the gene kcnk2a, whose product is annotated as potassium channel, subfamily K, member 2a. The record is from RefSeq and is a predicted model, not a curated record. Bases 337 to 1578 code for a protein of 413 amino acids. NCBI's taxonomy places the organism in Eukaryota, Metazoa, Chordata, Actinopteri, Cypriniformes, Cyprinidae. Gene Ontology annotation, biological process: stabilization of membrane potential; potassium ion transmembrane transport. Gene Ontology annotation, molecular function: potassium ion leak channel activity; outward rectifier potassium channel activity. The transcript has 7 exons. Gene Ontology annotation, cellular component: membrane.